This is a messenger RNA of Lolium perenne, 638 nucleotides long. The record is from RefSeq and is a predicted model, not a curated record. Lineage: Eukaryota; Viridiplantae; Streptophyta; Magnoliopsida; Poales; Poaceae.
AGAUGGACGUGGAGCCGGACGUGCGGUUCGAGUUCGUCCUCGUCCUCAAGGGCGACCUGCGCGGCAUCCAGAGGCUGCCGGACUCCUUCGCCGACUACGUCGCCGGCGACGAUCGCCCGCGCAUGAUGCAUCUGCGGGAGGCUGCGUGCAGCUACUACCGGUGGAUCGUCGACGUGAUCUACGACGCGCGCGGCAAGAUGUACCUCAACAUCGGCUGGGAGAAGUUCGCGCGGCACCACAGCCUCCAAGCCGGCUUCAUCCUCCUGUUCUCCUACUUCGGCGACAGGGACAUGAGCGUCAAGGUCUUCGACGAGACGCGGUGCCGCCGGGACUACCACGGCGACAGCACCGACGAGGAGGACGACUGAGUGUUCUUUCUUCGCAGCGAACACGUGCACGGAGGUUUCUGGAUGUUCGCCUCAUCGGUAGAACCAACAAGGGCACCAUCCUCCCGCUGGAUUUUCCAGUUUAGGUGACUGGGUGUGCCCUCGAGUGUUCUUUCUUAGCAGCGAACACAGGAAACCUUCGAUGCACAGUCUAGUUAGGUUUAGUUUCUUUGCAAAAUUUUAUAUUUGUGUCCACGACGGUUCAAACUAUGUAUUAGUUUGUGGAAAACCAUGUGCCUAACUGUGUUUUCG